This is a messenger RNA of Plectropomus leopardus (leopard coralgrouper), 3708 nucleotides long. It is a transcript of the gene calcr, whose product is annotated as calcitonin receptor. The record is from RefSeq and is a predicted model, not a curated record. Lineage: Eukaryota; Metazoa; Chordata; Actinopteri; Perciformes; Serranidae. Gene Ontology annotation, cellular component: axon; plasma membrane. Gene Ontology annotation, biological process: positive regulation of cytosolic calcium ion concentration; adenylate cyclase-activating G protein-coupled receptor signaling pathway; cell surface receptor signaling pathway. Gene Ontology annotation, molecular function: calcitonin receptor activity.
CUGUCACCGCUCAUAACGGCUCCAGACCGGCGCCCUGCCCAGCGCUCCUCUACCGCGCGCACCGCCGGUCAUUAAUUCAUCUCAUAAAAACGGCAGACACCUGGGCAAAGCCGCGGCAGCAGUUGCAUUCGAUAGAUUUUUUUAUUAGGGUUUUUAUCUCCGUGGAUGAAAAAAAAAAGUUUUAACUGACACUGCGUUAAAUAGGAGCGCAGAAGCUGCGCGAGUCCACGGAAGGACAAACCGGGCUCCUCUGAACCUCCUCAGCAUCUGUUUCUCUCACUGGGGCUGCUGUUUGUAAAAUUUGUUCAAGUAAGAGAUUCGCCUGUGAGAGGAAGAUAUGAAGUUAGUCGGCUCACUUUGGAUCCUUUGGUUUCUCCUGGUGAGCAGGGCGGCAGGAGGCACUGAGUCAGUCUCAGAACCAUCACUCAGGACCGGACAUAGUGCGACCGAUGGACAGGGCCAGGCCAUGAGCGAGGGUCAGUACAGAUGUCUUGAGCUGUCCAACAAAGACCAACAAGAAAACAGAACUGGUACGUUCUGUGGACGCAUGUGGGACGGCUUUCUGUGUUGGGAUGAGACACCAGCUGGGACAACUGUAACAAGAAAGUGUCCAAAUCACCCUGACCUGGACCCAACUGAGAAAGUGACAAAAUAUUGUGCCGAAAGGGGUAACUGGGUGCAGACUGGGUCUACUUGUCAACCAAUUUCAAAGAACAGAUUAGAGAAGGAAGUCCCCCAUUUUUUAAUGGAUGCUCCCGGAGAGCCAACCACAGAGGCCACAGGGGUUAGCACAAAAAAAGAUGGUGUUGCGGAAAUAAUGAUCAGUGAGAAUGAAAAGAAAUGCUCAGAGAAAAUAAAGCAAGAUCCACCCUAUAACAAAUCAGAGCUGUACUGUGCUCGUACCUGGGAUGGCUGGCUGUGCUGGGACGACACUCCUGCAGGAACCUACGCCUCCCAAAACUGCCCCAACUAUUUUGGUGACUUUGACCCAACAGAAAAGGCAACUAAGUACUGUGGAGAGGACGGUCAGUGGUUUCACCAUCCGGAGUCCAACAGGAUUUGGACCAACUAUACACUCUGUGCAACGUCCUAUGAGAAGAGACUGAGGAAACUGAAAAUGCUUGAGAAUGAGCACAAAUGCCUCCAGAAAAUAAAUCGAGACCCACCUUUUAACAGAUCAGGGCUGCACUGCAGUGGUAACUGGGAUGGCUGGCUGUGCUGGGACGAGACUCCAGCGGGAACUUACACCUCCCAAAACUGCCCAGAUUAUUUUUUUGACUUUGACCCCACAGGAAAGGCAACUAAGUACUGUGGAGAGGAUGGAAAGUGGUUUCAGCAUCCAGAGACCAAUAAGACCUGGACCAACUAUACACUUUGUGCCGUUAACACUAAGGAGAGGCUGAAGGCAGCUGCCCAGCUCUCAGAGGACACUGAGGUAGAGUCUGCUGAUGAGGCCACGGUCAGCCCCAUGGUUAAUCCAGAGGAACAGGAAAUUGUGAGAAAGAAGAUCCUUGACAGCCAGUAUAAAUGCUUUGAGAAGAUGAAUCGAGAUUUACCGUAUAACAAAUCAGGGCUGCACUGCAGUCGUAACUGGGAUGGCUGGCUGUGCUGGGACGAUACUCCAGCGGGAACGUACACCUCUCAAAACUGCCCCAAUUAUUUUGUUGACUUUGACCCGACAGAAAAGGCCACAAAGUACUGUGGGGAGGACGGGCAGUGGUUUCGCCACCCAGAUACCAACAGGACUUGGUCCAACUACACACUCUGCAAUGAAAACACUAAGGCAAAGUUAAAGUCAGCAUACAUCCUGUUUUACAUGGCGAUUGUGGGCCAUGCUCUAUCCAUAGCCUCCCUGCUCAUCUCCCUGGCCAUCUUCUUCUAUUUCAGGAGUCUGAGCUGCCAAAGGAUCACCCUGCACAAGAACCUCUUCUGCUCUUAUGUGCUCAAUUCAGCACUCACCAUCAUCUACCUCGUAGCAGUGGUCAACAAUCCUGAAGUAGUGGGCAGAAACCCGGUUGGCUGUAAAGUAUUGCACUUCUUCCAUAUGUACAUGCUGGGCUGCAAUUAUUUCUGGAUGCUGUGUGAAGGCAUCUACCUGCACACACUCAUUGUGGUGGCUGUGUUUGCAGAGGAGCAGCAUCUCCACUGGUACUACCUGCUGGGCUGGGGUUUUCCUCUAGUGCCUGCAUCCAUCCACGCCGUGGCAAGGAAAAAGUAUUUUGACGACAACUGUUGGAUGAGUGUGGAAACCCAUCUGCUCUACGCCGUCCAUGGUCCCAUAGUGGCAGCACUCCUUGUGAAUCUCUUCUUCUUACUAAAUAUUAUAAGAGUACUGGUGACCAAGUUGAGAGACACACACCGAGCAGAAUCCAACAUGUACAUGAAAGCAGUAAGAGCCACCCUGAUCCUGGUGCCCCUGCUGGGAAUACAGUUUGUCAUUUUUCCCUGGAGGCCAGAGAACCGCCUAGCUGGGGAGGUCUACGAGUACAUCAUGCACAUACUCAUGCACUACCAGGGAUUACUGGUGGCAACAAUAUUCUGCUUCUUCAAUGGAGAGGUGCAGGCAGCUCUAAAGAGACAGUGGAUGCAGUACAAAACCCAGUGGGGUCAGAGACGAAAGGACCACUGCUCAAUGCGCUCCACGUCCUACACAGCAACCUCCAUCACUGAGGUACCCGCCUUCAUGUACCACCAUGACUGUAACAGCGAACACUUGAACGGGCGCCACACUGAGGACUCAGAACUGGUGGCACUAAAGUCAGGAGAGGCGUACGCUUGAGCCACACCAAGGACAAAGAGUGAAGCAUUGAGAAAAGCUGAAGAAGAGCAACUGAGCAACAGAGAUGUACAAUAAGAAAGGAAAAUCCGGGUUUCCCGGCAGAUCUCAGUGAUUAAAUCUCACAGGCUGAUGCCAGUUUGUUCAGUAAUGAUACAGGUCCGAGAAGAAGGAGCUCACUGGUAUGGAGAUGGAUUAGCUACAAGGCUGACACUUCACUUUACUUUACAUUGCUGUCGCGAACUUGUGAUGUCAAGAACUUGUGGCAUGAGACAAGAGCUGCUUUUGACACGUGUCACUUCCUAAAGCUGCUAAAACUGUGCACACUCACAGUGACGAAGGCUUGUGCUGGCGUGGAGACAGAAAUGACUGUGACUGUGAUGACGGGGAGGGUGGCGGUGUUUUCUGUAUGAGACGAUAGCGCUGAAUGUGACAGUGAUGAUGGUGUUGUUUCUGAUUUAGAGGAGGUGGUGAAUCAUGUUUUUGAUGGUGCCAUGAUGAUGAUUUUUAAGGUGAUGUAGAAGAACCAAUCCUUCCUAGCCUCACCUAUACCAAAGGGUACUGUAUGUUGGUCACAGCUAUGAAGGGGCGCACCAUGUCCAGCUGAGCACAGACAUGGUACCCUGAAGCUAAACACAAACACACAUGCGUGCACACACACACAUACACACACACACCAACAAACUUCAGACACCUGAUCAUAUGUGCCAUAAUAGGAGGUCAAAUUUCAAAAGACCCUCUGCGUUUGAAGCUCUGGAAUUAUGUACAUAAUAUAUGUUCACCAUGUUUUAUUUGAAAAAAAAAUGUUUUAAAAGGAUUUUAUUUUUGUUUUCUAUCAAUAUUUUAUUCUUGCUGAUUCCUAAGUACGUGCUACAUGUGUGUCCUGUGAUGCUGCACUCCUAACGGCUUUGUUGUUUCCUGCGGUUGCUAUA